Spodoptera exigua (beet armyworm) is the source of this 3807-nucleotide messenger RNA. The record is from the annotation of a GenBank genome assembly. Lineage: Eukaryota; Metazoa; Arthropoda; Insecta; Lepidoptera; Noctuidae.
AUGGGUUCAAAAAUCGAGUACGUGGAUUCAUCACAUUUAUACGCGACCAACUAUGUCCGCAAUUCGAAAGCUAUCGGUGUGCUUUGGGCGAUAUUCACGAUUUGCUAUGCGAUUAUAAGCGUUGUGGCUUUUGUGACCCCCGAGUGGAUUGGUGAUUUAGAGACUGAAUAUCCGAGAAAGUUUGGAUUGUGGCAGAUAUGCAGGGCUGACGAGGCUCUGGAGGACUGUAAAGGAAGGCUCGAUGAUUUCCUAUCAAUAAAUGGCUUGGUGUUUAAGAUUGCGACUGUGUUAGUAGGCAUAGCGGUCGCCCUGGCCCUGUUUACGAUCUGUGCAAUGUUGUUAUUCUUCUUUUGUCAAUCGACGACGGUGUUUCACAUCUGUGGUUGGCUGCAGCUGUUGUCUGUUAUUUACUUGAAACCAGCUUUUUUAGAGUAUUAUUUGAACAUGGAUGUACUUACAACAUUGCCUGACGAUGAUAUGUGUCCUAAGGUUACUGAUAAAAUGAUUGGUGCUUUUGUUAAGGCGUCACUGGAUAAGCCAGAAGUGAGUAAAGAACCAUUAGCAGAAGACGAUAAAAAAACAAAGGGCGAGAACAAACAUGAAAUUAAAACGAGUGACAAACCAGAACCACGGUCACCACAACCUAGACCGAUAGAUGAAGAUAACUCUAGAACUUCUCAAGUUGACCAUGAGCUUCCUGCAUUGAGACCAGGGCCUGAUGGGAAAGUAGACUGGACACCGCUUGCUGAACUUUCCGGAACCAGGCCACCGGUCAAUCAGUAUUCGUUAAGUAGGUAUUCACUAGGAGAAUGGAGAAAACACAGUGAAAAUGUAUUAAACUCUGAUGUAAUUAUUAAGUCCAACAUCGUAGACUACAACGCCAAGACCUCUAUGAUGCAAGCAUUCGGCACAAUCGAUAAGCAGCAGAUGGAAAACAACAAGCGACUCAAACAAAAAGCUAAAGAUAUUUUCCGAUGGAAGGUGGAAGUAGAGCGCGCUUCUAAAAUGAUAUCAGAGGAAGUUGAAUUAUUAGAAAUAGAAAGGCAGCGACUGAAAGGCGCCUCAAAAGUUUUAAUGUUGCCUGAAUCGAUCUCUAGACAGUGUAUCGAAAUGCGAUCAUACAGAGCAGAGCCGGACCUAGUAGCGGACCUAGCCGAGGUGGAGCUCGUGAAAGAAAUGAAUCUAGUAAAUGAAGUGAGAGAAACCUUAAAGACAACUUUGAAUCAAAUAGAAGAACAACUAAAGAUCAAUAAAGCAGCUAAGCACAGGAUUGAAUACGACUGGUGUGAUAAAUCUAUGGCGUACAACGCAGAUACUAUCAAUUUGAGUCUCAGCACCAAAUCUAAUACUAUAUUGUUUCGACCUGGAUCUACGAGAUAUGGUGAAAUGUCAGCGUCCCUGGAAUACUGGGAGUACUUCUGCAGGGAAAACAUCCAGAUUACUGAAGCAGUGCGACAGAAGUCUGCUGACCUUAGGGGUAGUUUGAACUCCAUUUUAAUAAGUAAUGGUCGAAAAUUACGUAACCAAGCUGAUAAAACCGAUAUGGCUUUAGCCGAAACUGUCGCUCUCACAACUGAAUUGUAUACAAAAUUAAAGGAAAACUUAAUAGCAACUUUGCAAAAAAUUGCUGAUAUCGAAACUUUGAUUCAAAACUUACAAGAUGCAGUAAGGAAAACCGAUGCAGCUAUUAAACUUGCCCAAACUAGGCUGGAUAAUAGAAAUAAUUGGAGGCCUCAUGGCGAAAGCGUGAGGGACCAACCGCACACAGGCCUGAUCGAGGAGGUUAAGAAAAUACAUGAAACAGUCACAUCCCUUCUUGGGCAGAUAAAAAAUGCGGAGAAAAAAUUGUUACUGACCAUGCCUCAACUAACAUCGUUUCCUGACAAAGAAGAAUGCCCGACGAAGAAGGAGAUGGCAGCUUACAAGCUGUCUCAAAAGUCUCCUGUUCAGGCUUUGCAAGAAAUAGAAGAGGCCAAGGAGCAACAGCGGGAAUUAAUGGUCACAGUGGAUGCUCCCAAACCAGCUGAAGCCGCAGCAGCCCUUGAGAAGAAACAAGAAGAAAUUAGACGAAAGACUCCAGAACUUGCGGGACAAGAUGAUUUUCAAUAUUUACCUAACUUAAGGCCUGGCCCAGACGGCAAGAUGUCAAAUCCAACGGCUAGGAAUAUGAAUAAAUUAAAUUGCCCCUAUAUCUGUCCGAACGCACCGCCAAUUUUAGAAAAGUCAAGCUACUUGCAAGCUGGCCAGAAAAAGUCGCAUGAAAAUCCUUUCGCUUCUCCAUAUGUCCCAGGUUUAAUCCAACCACCAGAGAAGAAAUAUUAUCCUGCUGAUGCACCACCGCACUACCUCCCUCAGCAGAUGGAUAGCACAAGUGGUGAUAUCCUCGGCAUGGGACCCAUCGGACCUUGGGCAGCUGGUCACGUAGACUGGACUCCUCAAGCUGGGAUGACAGGUGUCCGACCUGUAGUGGACAAGUAUUCCAUCACACGAUACUCUACUGGAGAAUGGAGACGUAAUAACUUGCACACUUUAACUCCGAGGGCGACCGACAAGGCUAAAGCUUUAGACGCCUCUAUUAAAGGUGACAUAGCAAAAGCUUUAAAAGACAUGGAUGACAUGCAAAAUGAUAGUAAUAAAAAAUUAAAAGAAAGAGUCAAGAAUUUGGCUCAUUGGAAGAAACAGGUGCAGAAUACACUUAAGGCUAUAAGUCAAGAGAUUCAAACCUUAGACGCUGAUAGAGACAAGCUGAAAAGUGCUUGUAGAAUCUUGAUGUUGCCUGAAGCAAUUUCUAGAGAGUGCUUGGAGCUCCGGACGUUCCGAUAUGAACCAGAUUUGGUAAGAGACGAUGCAGAACAAGAAUUAAUUAAAGAAGUGUCCAUUGUUGGAGAAAUAAGGAGAGUCUUCCAAGAUACUCUAGCCAAGGUUGAAGUACAAAUGGCGCAUAACAAAGCGGCCAAGGCAGCUAUUGAGUUUGACUGGAGCGAUAAGAUAUCCACUUUGAAAAUAGAUAACCGAAAUUUAAACUUGACAUCUGAAUCUAAUCUAAUACUCCAUCAUCCAGGGGUAGCCCGAUGGCCGGAGAAUGCAACAUCUUUAGAGUAUUGGGAACAUUUUUGUAAAGAGAGUAUCAGGAAUUGCGAGGAAGUGAGAAAGAAGUCGGAGAACUUGCGAGGAGACUUAAUGACCAUUAUACUAAAAGGAUCCCAAGACAUGAAAACCCAAGCUGAUAGAACUAAUCUUGCGUUAGCAGAAACAGUGUCUGCUACAGAGCAGCUUUGCGUUAAACUAGAGGAAACCUUAAAGAGCAAUUUGCAAACAAUAGCAGAUGUGGAAAAACUCAUUGAUUACUUGAAGGAGUCUUUAAGGAAGGUAGACGAGCGCGACAAACUGUCUAACACUAGGUUACGCAAUAGAAAUUAUGGGCGACCCCACGUAGAGAACUGCAGGGAUGAAGCUCAGUAUGGUUUGAUGGCAGAAGCCAAGUUUAUCAAAGAGACAUCCGAGUCUUUGAAGGCGGUGAGCAUGGUGGCUGGCGUUGCUGUGUACCCGGCCGGUUGGGGGGAGACUGCCGUGCAGGAGACCUGCGGACCUACCGCAGACCAGUAUAAUAUAGGUCGAUGUCACAUUCGCUGGGCGUACCUGCUAGCUGUGAUAGGGUGUCUGGACGGCAUCGUGCUGUCUGCCCUGGCCUUUAUCCUGGCGACCAGACACGUGCGGCUGCAGCCAGACAGCGGGUACCCUCCACCUUCGUUAUAUAAAGCUGACGGGGAGGAAGAGUACAAGAUCGCCAAUAUUUUACCACCCUGA